This is a messenger RNA of Gracilinanus agilis (Agile Gracile Mouse Opossum), 2457 nucleotides long. RefSeq names its product nicotinate phosphoribosyltransferase (gene NAPRT). Gene Ontology annotation, molecular function: nicotinate phosphoribosyltransferase activity. The record is from RefSeq and is a predicted model, not a curated record. The transcript is spliced from 13 exons. The coding region runs from base 99 to 1754 and encodes 551 amino acids. Gene Ontology annotation, biological process: NAD+ biosynthetic process. Lineage: Eukaryota; Metazoa; Chordata; Mammalia; Didelphimorphia; Didelphidae.
CGAGUGUUUCGGCCAUUGGUCGGGGUGUGUCCCCACGUGACUCGCCUCUCCCCAAGCGUUCUCCCGGAGCGCAGACAUUGCACAUUCUGGGCUGGAGGAUGGAGAAGCCGCAACCGGAGCUGGAGCAGGAGAAGGAUCCGGAGGCGGAGGCAGCAGCCCGGGCCCUGCUCACCGACCUCUACCAGAUCACCAUGGCUCUGGCCUACUGGCGGGCGGGCCGGGCCCUGGAGCCCGCUGAGUUCGAGCUCUUCUUUCGCCGCUGCCCCUUCGGGUCCUCCUUCACCCUGGCCGCGGGGCUGCGGGACUGCAUGCGCUUCUUGCGCGCCUUCCGCCUCCGCCCGGCAGAUGUAAAGUACCUGGCCUCUGUGCUCCCACCAGACACGGACCCUGCCUUCUUUGAACACCUGCAGGGACUGGACUGCUCUGCAGUGACUAUUCGGGCCCAGCUCGAGGGUUCCCUGGCCUUUGCCCAUGUACCAUUACUCUGCGUAUCAGGGCCUCUCCUCCUAGUGCAGCUCCUGGAGACUCCCCUGCUCUGCCUCAUCAACUAUGCCAGCCUGGUGGCCACUAACGCAGCCCGGCUGCGCCUGAUAGCAGGGCCAAAGAAGCGGCUAUUGGAGAUGGGGCUGCGGCGGGCACAGGGCCCUGAUGGAGGCCUCACAGCCUCCACCUACAGCUACCUGGGCGGCUUUGACAGCAGCAGUAACGUGUUGGCCGGGCAACUUCGAGGGGUGCCUGUGGCUGGCACUCUGGCUCACUCCUUCAUCACCUCCUUCUCUGGCUCCGAGCAACCCCAGGCCCCGAUGCUGACUCCAGCAUCUGGGCAAGGGCCUCCCAGGGACCUCUCCAUCCUCACUGAGUCUUGGCUAGGCAAAGUGUGUGAGUACCUGGGCCUUCGAGUGGAAGAGAUUCACCUUGGAGAACGAGCUGCCUUUGUGGCCUAUGCCCUGGCUUUCCCCCAAGCCUUCCAGGGGCUGCUGGACUCCUACAGUGUCAUGCGGAGUGGGCUUCCAAAUUUCCUGGCCGUGGCGCUGGCGCUGGCCGAGCUGGGGUACCGGGCAACAGGGGUGCGACUAGACAGCGGAGAUUUACUGCAGCAGGCCCAGGAAAUCCGAAGAAUUUUCCGGAAAUGUGCCUCCCACUUCCAGGUGCCUUGGCUGGAGUCUGUGUCCAUCGCUGUGAGCAACAACAUAGAUGAGAGAGUGCUGGCCCAGCUGGCUCACAAGGACAGUGAGGUGGAUCUCAUCGGCAUCGGUACCAAUGUGGUCACGUGUCCCCUGCAGCCUUCCCUUGGCUGUGUGUACAAGCUAGUGUCCGUGAGAGGGCAGCCCUGUCGGAAGCUAACUGAGGACUCUGAGAAGCAGACGCUGCCGGGGAGCAAGGCAGCCUAUCGGCUUUACAACCGAGAAGGAGCCCCAAUCCUGGACCUGCUGCAGCUGGAGGAGGAGCCCCCACCCCAGGCUGGUCAGGAGCUGAGGGUGUGGCCCCUGGACAUAUCAGGAGGUGACUGCAGAAGCCAGACCCUCACUCCCGUCUCCUUGGAGCCACUGCUCAGAGUCUACUUCCACCUGGGACAGAUGUGUGAACCCAUUCCCUCCCUUGCUGAGUCUCGGGCCUUAGCACAGAAGUCCCUGAGCUGCCUCAGCUCAGCUCAAAAGCGACUGGAGAAUCCUGAGCCCUACCAGGUGGCACUUUCUGAGAAGUUACAUGCUUUGCUGGAGAGUCUGGCCCAGAGCAGCCCGGAGGGCCCCUGAGGUCGGAAAGGAGCCUCACAUCCAGGAAGCCUCAUUGCUCUGUCUAAGGAGUCCCAAGGUCCCAAUCCAGGGAUGGAGGGGCAGGGGUGGGAGGGGUCUCCCCUUGGACCCCAUCUGCAAAGCCACACUAAAGUUUUGGUUCUCUUUGAUGGAUGUAUCCUCAAGUUCAGUGCUAGAGGGGAAGGGCCAGGGUGGAGGAGAUCUUCUCUGAAAGUCCAUGGGGGAGACAGGAGGAGGAUCCUCAGGAUUGUCUGGACCCUUGGAUGGUCUUGGAGAGCAUCAAAUCCAAACCUGUACCUAAGCCCAUAAUCCCCUCUUCAAUUUCCCUGAAAAAAGGGUCACCCAGCUUCCUGUUGCAUCUCCCCAACCCCACUGGCUGGAGUUCUCCUGACACUCACAUGGACUAAUGUUCUCGGGGCAGGAUGGGGUGGAAUAUUUUGUCCCUUUGUACCUGGGUAUGGGGUGAAAGUGUGGGCAGUAGCCAUAGAAUAGCUGCUGGGUAAUGGACCAGAGUGAGAAACUUCUUAGAAUUUAGCAUUUUUUAAGGGAGAAGAAACAGGGAGGAUGGAAGAAGGAGGAACCAAGAAGGAAAGAAAAAGAGGAAACAAACUGGUGGUGAGAAAAGAAAAAAUGGAAAUUAGGCACUGAGCAGGGAGCAGGCAAGGAGGAAAGACAUGAGUAGAUACAGUGGCAAUGGGUGAGA